GUCGGAAGAGAUUCCUGUAUCAAGAACGCUCCGUUAGACAGCAGUGAUCCUACGUUCCUCUGCAGGAAUGGGCCAAAUAGGACAUCUUCCUCGCAGAGCCGCGAGCGCCGCGCAGGCAAGGACUGGACAGAGCACGUCGGAGGGAGCCUGGAGGGAAAGCCACACACGCCCCCAGCCCGAGAUCGCCCGGCAGGGAUGGGCGAAAAGAUCUGGCUGCCCUUCCCGGUGCUGCUCCUGGCCGCUCUGCGCCCUGCGCUGCUGCCGGGGGUGGCGGGCUUCACGCACUCCUUGGACAGCGACUUCACGUUUACCCUUCCGGCCGGCCGGCGGGAGUGUUUCUACCAGCCCAUGCCCCUGAAGGCCUCGCUGGAGAUCGAGUACCAAGUUUUAGAUGGAGCAGGAUUAGAUAUUGAUUUCCAUCUUGCUUCUCCGGAAGGAAGAACCUUAGUUUUUGAACAAAGAAAAUCAGAUGGAGUUCACACGGUAGAGACGGAAGUAGGGGACUACAUGUUCUGCUUUGAUAAUACAUUCAGCACCAUUUCUGAGAAGGUGAUUUUCUUUGAAUUAAUCCUGGAUAAUAUGGGAGAACAGGAGCAAGAACAAGAGGACUGGAAGAAAUAUAUUACUGGCACAGAUAUGUUGGAUAUGAAACUAGAAGAUAUCCUGGAAUCCAUCAACAGUAUCAAGUCCAGACUAAGCAAAAGUGGUCAUAUCCAAACUCUGCUUAGAGCAUUUGAAGCUCGUGAUCGAAAUAUCCAAGAAAGCAACUUUGAUAGAGUCAACUUCUGGUCUAUGGUUAAUUUAGUGGUAAUGGUGGUGGUGUCAGCCAUUCAAGUUUAUAUGCUGAAGAGUCUAUUUGAAGAUAAGAGGAAAAGUAGAACUUAAAACUCCAUAUCAAAACUCCAUAUUGAAAAAGAGACAGAAAAAUGCAAUAAACUGUUACAGUCAAGACCAUUAAUAGUAUUUCCAAAAUGUUUUCAGUUAUUACCAUAAGUGUGAAACAAUUUUAAUUUUAAUGUGAAAGAAAAGUCUUCACUUUCAUCUGUGCAAGUAAUCUUAUUGCUCCGGUUAUACUUAAGUGCAUAGCAAAUAUUUUGCAGAGUAUAGGUAUAAUUGAAUGAAGCCAUAUUAAUAAUGGCAUUUUCCUAAGUUUAAAAAAAUAUGCAAAUGUGUCAUAAGUGAUUUAAAGAAAUGAACUUUGGGCCUAAAUGCAACACCAAACAAUUUUUGUUUGUUUAAGAUUUUUGUUGUUGAUUUUUAGAGAGAGGAAGUGAGAGAGGGAAACAUCAGUGUGAGAGGAAAUCAUCAAUAGGCUGCCUUCUGCACACCUCCUACCAGGGAUCUAGCCCAUAACCUGGGCAUGUGCCCUGACCAGGAAUUGAACCGGCAACCUUUUAGUGCAGGACGUCCAACCAACUGAGCAAUACCAGCCAGGGCCUAAUAAAGUUGCUGGGUUUUUUUGUUUUUGUUUUCUGUCAAUCCUCACCCGAGGAUUAUUUUCCAUUGAUUUUUACAGAGUUUGGGGGGGCAGGCGGGAAGAGAGACACAUCGAUUGGUUGCUCCUGUCACACCCUGACUGGGGCUGUGGGUUGUACCUGCAAUCCAGGUUAAGUGCCCUUAACCAGUAAUCAAACCUGCGACCCUUUGGUGCCUGUGCCAAUGUUCUAACCACUGAUCCACACUAGCCAGGGCCGAACAAUUUUAUAUAUAUAUAUAUUUAUAUAUAUAUAUAUAUAUAUAUAUAUUUAUAUAUUUUUUUUAUUUCAGAGAGGAAGGGAGAGCUAGAAACGUGUUGAGAGAGAAUUACCUGCCUCCAGCACACACCACACUGGGGGGCAUCGAGCCUGCAACCUGGGCAUGUGCCCUUGACUGGAAUCGAACCCGGGACCCUUCAGUCUGCAGGCCGACGCUCUAUCCACUGGGCCAAACCAGCUAGGCCAAACAAUGUUUUUAAAAGAUUCUCUUACCUAGAAGUUUCCUUGUAAAUGUAGCAAUUACAAAUUAACUAUAAAUUUCCAACAUAUUAAGUUAUAAAUCAUCUGAGAAUUAACCUAAUUGUGGAUUGAAUAUAUCUUUAGAAGACAAAGACUCAACUUUUCUGUUUUUACGUAUGUAUCUCUCCUCUAAUGUAUAUAGAAGCAUAGCUGUAAAAAACAGAUUUGUGAGACUUUUAUAACCAAAUAUAUUUCAAUUUAAAAUAUUAGCAAAAAGUGUUUUAUAUACUUAUCUUACAUUUCCAAAAGCUGACAUUGUGAUAAUUCUUAAAAAUGCUAAAUCAUAAUUAUUAAAAUUAGGACAAAUUAUCUUUUUGAAAUGAAGAGUUAAACGUUGCUGUCUCCUUUAGGACUUAAUUCUGUCUAAUCCUUAACUAAGGUAUAGUAUUUUAAAAUUAAAUGUGAGAGAAAUAAUUUUGUUUUUAUGUUGUCAACAGUGUUAUGUUAAUUUUAACAUGAUUAUUGAGUUGGAAACAUUAUUACCAGCAGUGGUAAAGGAAAUAUUGCUAAAAGGAUCUGGGCCUAACAUAAAUAAAUAUUGCCUUUUCUGACUUCUCAAAAUCAGUAAAAAAGAACUAAUGAAGUCAAUAUAAAAAGAAUUUAGGUAAGUAUCUAUAACCAUAUUGAUCCAACCUUAAUAUAAAUCAUGAGAUAAUUUCCAGUUAACUAGAAGAAAUAUUACUUGGCUAUAAACUUUUUUACAACUGUUUUAUUCUGUUUUGAAUUAUCUAAUAAGUAUUCAGAUACAUUUUAUUAAAUAUAAGUCCUAUUUUAGUUUAGCACUGGGUAUACAUGUUUAUUACAAAUUUUAUUAUAACUUUCAUAAAAUGAUUUUUCUGAUCAUUUUAUUGACAUUCAAGUAAAAUUUGAAACUCUCAGAAUCCCAAGUUUGAAUAUUCCAUAUACAACUUUACAAAUAAAGUUUGUACUGUCCUGGCCUACUGCAGUCCAUAGAGUCUUACUCAAAUACUAGUAAUUUAGCUACAUCAUUAAUUGAAUAGCAUUUUUAGGUUAUACCCAUUUGUAGUAUUGUUUAUAACAAAUAUGAGUUAGAAGCAAUCAACUUCUAAAUUUGAGUACAGAAUCCCUCUGUAGGUUAGUACUGCUGGCAUUGUUAAGCAAUAAUUGAUAUCCAGAGAAUGUUUUCAUUAUGAUUUACACUCUGAGUGGUACAAAAAGAUUUAUUUCCCUCCUAUGCCUCUGGGAGCACAGAAACUUGUUUGCCUAUUUUCAAGCUUUUUUAAAGUCAGAUAAAUGUCAUGUAUGAUCAAUUACCUUCAUUGGCCAAGAAAGUGCUUUAAGUGUCCAGGAGUAGUCCCUGUAACACAUGCAAAACAAGGGCCAAUAAGUCAUUGCCUCUGAAAAGCCCUCCCCGUCCCCCCUCCUGUUAACCUCCUAAUGAGAAGCAAACUUAGAGUACUACAAAAACAGUACAACUACUGCAUCUUUUCUAUAAAACUGUGAUUAAGAAUUCUACCUCUUAUGAAUGGCUAGCUACUAUACUGUACUCUUAUUACCUACCUAACAAUGAAUUUCUUACAUCUUGUACAUAUGAUUUGUGCCACUGAUGUUAAACAUGAUUCAGUAACUUUUCACCAUGUAACAAUGGCCUUAUUUGGAAAAGAAUUUAGGAAUAUUGAGGACAAUUUUAUUUUUAUAGAUACAAAGUGAAAAGAGAUUAUUUAAGAAGCAUGUUACCUGUAUUAGCCAAAAGAAGUAAAAUUUAUAAGCAAAGGACUAGAUUUUGAAAUAUUUCUAAAGCUAUAUUAUUUGCUUCAUGGUUUUUAAUGUCAACAUUCAAUUUCAAAGUUAAAAUUAUGCUAAAAUUGAGUAAGCUAUCAACAGCUUUUUGUCUUUCGCUUUUAAUUAAAUUUAAAAUACAGCAAUAUUUAAGUAAGGCCUAGCAUUUCGCUCUGAUUUGCAUUUGGAUAAUUAAUGAUAUUCUUUUCUUUCAUAUGAAUGUCAAGACAUAAAGGAUAAAUAAUGGUUGAAAUAGCAUUGAAAUGAAUUACAAAUUCAAAAGUAAUUUCAUGUUAUGUUUAUCCUUCUUAAGCAUUGCUAUUAUGUCUUAACAUUGACAGAGACUUGAGUUCCUAUAAUUGUAUGCCUCCUCAAAUGAAAUUUUAAAAGAAAUUGAUUCAGCAUGUAAUGGUGUUUCAUCUGAAGUGUAAUAAUGCAGUGUUGUUCAAAUUGCCUUAUACUUGUGAACAACCAUAUUAAGUGAGAAAUGAAUACUGCACUGAGUGUAAUAAAAAUUUAAAAAUCUAA
This is a messenger RNA of Eptesicus fuscus (big brown bat), 4262 nucleotides long. It is a transcript of the gene TMED5, whose product is annotated as transmembrane p24 trafficking protein 5. NCBI's taxonomy places the organism in Eukaryota, Metazoa, Chordata, Mammalia, Chiroptera, Vespertilionidae. Gene Ontology annotation, cellular component: COPII-coated ER to Golgi transport vesicle; endoplasmic reticulum; endoplasmic reticulum-Golgi intermediate compartment. The record is from RefSeq and is a predicted model, not a curated record. Bases 196 to 885 code for a protein of 229 amino acids. The transcript is spliced from 5 exons. Gene Ontology annotation, biological process: Golgi organization; endoplasmic reticulum to Golgi vesicle-mediated transport; intracellular protein transport.